Molecule: messenger RNA, 1923 nt
Organism: Photinus pyralis (common eastern firefly)
Lineage: Eukaryota; Metazoa; Arthropoda; Insecta; Coleoptera; Lampyridae
Product: esterase FE4-like
Exons: 10
Coding region: 115-1785 (556 amino acids)
Source: RefSeq, a predicted model, not a curated record
AUCAUUAUCAUUUAUACACGUUAAUUACAUCUUUAUGUAAAUAUGUACACAAAAAGUGUCGGUGUCAUACUUAUAUUGCGGAUGUACAAAUAACUAUACGGCAAUGUCCACACAAUGGCGAACCUAGGCACACUGUUCAUAAUCGGAUGCUUUGCAAGUUUCUGUAGCUGUGAGGCUGGCCCGUUUGUGUCCUUAAAACAAGGCAAUCUUGUAGGAAGAUAUUUUACAACCAGAAAAGGAAGAAUAGUGAGUGGCUUUAGUGGAAUACCUUACGCCGAACCACCUAUUGGAGAACUUCGAUUCAAGCCUUCAGUUCCAUUGAACCAGUGGAGUGGUACCUUAAACGCAACGCAACCCCACGCCGUGUGUCCCCAGUUUAACUACUACGAUAAAGGAAAUGAAAAUCCAAUUGCCGGAAGCGAAGAUUGUCUCUUUCUCAACGUUUACACUCCACAGGUACCAAAAGAUAAAUGGAAUAACUUGAGUUACCCUGUCCUCUUCUACAUUCACGGAGGAUCACUCUCAGUUGGUAGUGCUAGGUAUGAUUGGUUGGGACCUGAGUUGCUUUUGGAUAAAGAUCUCGUGUUAGUCACUGUCAACUACAGAUUAGGAGCGCUAGGAUUUCUAUCUACUGGAGAUGGCAGCAUACCCGCAAAUAACGGCCUAAAAGAUCAAGUGUUGGCGUUGCGAUGGGUUAAGGAUAGCAUAGCUAGGUUCGGCGGAGAUCCUCAAAAAGUUACGAUUUGUGGAAAUUCAGCUGGAGCAGGUAGUGUUCACUACCUGACGCUUUCGCCUAUGACAAAAGGUCUUAUAAACAGUGCUAUCAUCCAGAGUGGGGCUGCAAUUCCCCAAGCAUCUGCAAUACCCCGAAACGAAUCGAUAAGGUAUGCCCAGCAGUUUGGUGAUAAGUUAAACUGCGCAUCGGGUACUAGUGAGGAUUUGCUGAAGUGCCUUCAAGACAGAGACUUGUACGAUAUUGUCAAACAGCAGCUAACAUUUUCGACAUGGGAUCCAACGACGGGUCCAUUUCUGCCAACGAUAGAAAAAAACUGUGCCGAUGCGUUUCUCUGCCGAAAUCCCUUUAAACUGAUGCAAUCCACGAACAUAUUAGAUAUACCGAUUAUGGUAGGAAUGGUGUCGAACGAGGGAAUGAUAGUUUCGGCAGCAUUAUCUACGGAGGAAUUAGACAAAAUGGAAGAGACAUUCCAAACACUCGCCUUUCACGAUUUCAAUCUUGAAUCUUUAGCUUUAGCAGAUAGUCUGCGCAAAUUCUACUUUGGAAACCAAACAAUUGGCCUCAAGACUAGACCCGAGAUUACUGAUUUGUACACCGAUGGGUGGUUCCUAUCAGGAGUUGACUACUUGAUCCAGAACCAUUUAGCGCACAGAAAGCAGCCGAUAUACCUCUAUUACUUUGACUACAUGGGCUCUGAAAGUUACGGAUCUCUGUAUAGUGAUACCAGUUUUAUCUGUGGCCCAAGCCAUACAGAUGAAUUGUUGUAUCUGAUGUCUCGAAAUGUGGCUUUUCCGCGCUAUAAGCCAACGCCAUCUGAUGAUGAAAUGACCGAAACUAUGACUAGUUUAUGGUUUAACUUUGUUCGAUAUGGGAACCCAACACCAGCAUAUGAAUCAGAGAUGAGGCAUUGGCAGAGGGUUGUCAGCAAUAAUUUAGAAUAUUACCACAUAAAAGGGCCGCGCAAAUUAAGUAUGCGCAGUUAUUUGCUGUCAAGUAGAAGAUAUUUCUGGAGGAACAUGGGAAUUAAUGUUGAUAAGUUCGAUGUAUGAUCCUGCUUGGAGGUUCUUUGGAUGCCGAUGUUGUUUAAGUUGUCAUUCGAAAAUUAGUUGUUGCUUUUGUAUUAAAAUGCUGCUACGAAUCGACGCCAUCUUAUUUUGUCUGAGGACCUUAAGGCCAGCACUGCUACG